Molecule: messenger RNA, 1089 nt
Organism: Ogataea philodendri
Lineage: Eukaryota; Fungi; Ascomycota; Pichiomycetes; Pichiales; Pichiaceae
Exons: 1
Coding region: 1-1089 (362 amino acids)
Source: RefSeq, a predicted model, not a curated record
AUGUCCAAGACUGAGAAGUACGCUUUGGAUGUUUACAUCCGUAUGAAUCUCGAUGACGAGAGAGAUUACUGUUUUGAGGUCAAGGAAACAGACACUUUUAGGGACUUGCUCAAAAUCUUCGAGACUCUGCCUUUGACUCUCAAUCCGUCUUUAUUCUACAACAGAGUUCCGAUCGGGUUCAAGAUCUCCAGAUGCCCUGGUAUUCUCACCAUGGAGGGAGGCUUGCUGUUUGGCCGUGAGGCUGCAGACGACAAAUGGCUCACCACUGCUCCAAACGACGCCCUUGUUGUUUCGAAAGUCUGGCCUGGCCAGCUGUUGCAUCCGAUUUGGGAAGAACGUACUUUCCUGAAAUACUCCAUCACCGCAGCCUUGCUUACCUGGCUGUACACAGACUUGCCCGACUUUGUUUCUCCGACCCCGGGCAUCGGGUUCACCACCAUUUUGUGCAAAGCUACAUGCAACUUGUUAGAAAAGUACUAUAGUGCUGAUUUCGCCGACCAUCUCCGUGGCGAGCUGCUUUCGGAGUCUACUGUUUUGGUGCAAUGCGUGUUUUUCGCCUUGAACUUCUUCAAGGUGCUGAUUGUCUACUUUGCUCUCUACUUCGGAGCCAUCAACCCGUACUCAUUCACCGAAAAGGCUCCUCAGGUCACCAGAGAGGACCUCGUGGCAAUUGGGUGGACCGGUGCCAAAAAGGCCACUUUGGAAAACUUCAGAGAAUCUUACAGAUCGUAUAGAAUCGACCAGGCAGGCGGUGUUUUGAAAGCACACCAGGCAGGUCUGCUGACUAAGUUGUCCACCACCACCGUCACUCUCGGACCAGAAGAGGGCUUCAACACCCCGCUAGACCUCAUGGGAAAAAUCACUCUUCAACAGCUGGAGAAACAGGACAAGUUCCAGCUUUCGCUUGAUCUACUGAACGCUCAGGAAAAGCUCGUCCAUGACGAACUCAAGGACCUGGACGACAAGGAGUUUACUUUGCGGUACAAAAAGUUCAGAUCUCUGGGUCCUUUCAAGACCACCCCUGAAAUCGAAAAGAUCGUCCAGCACAGAUUCGAAAUUGAGGCGGAAAAGGAAUCUAAAAAGUCUUGA